This is a messenger RNA of Anopheles maculipalpis, 4013 nucleotides long. It is a transcript of the gene PAN2, whose product is annotated as PAN2-PAN3 deadenylation complex catalytic subunit PAN2. Bases 33 to 4013 code for a protein of 1326 amino acids. Gene Ontology annotation, molecular function: nucleic acid binding; protein binding; poly(A)-specific ribonuclease activity. The transcript is spliced from 4 exons. The record is from RefSeq and is a predicted model, not a curated record. Lineage: Eukaryota; Metazoa; Arthropoda; Insecta; Diptera; Culicidae. Gene Ontology annotation, biological process: mRNA processing; nuclear-transcribed mRNA poly(A) tail shortening. Gene Ontology annotation, cellular component: PAN complex; P-body.
CAGUGUGAGAAAGUGUGCAGAACACCCGGAAAAUGGACUACGUCUAUAUGGCCGGUGGUGAUCCCGGUAAUCCGCGCGCCGAAGACAUCAUUACGCUAACAAUGUACGAGAAUGACCCGGCCGGUGCAGUGCAGGAGUUUGCAGAAGCGGCCGAGUACGGUGCGUUUAACAUCGGUUCCUCGGAGGCAGAAUAUAUCGAGCACGGUAUGAUUUUGGCCGAUGGUGGUGAACGGUUCGGUGUGUCGACCGUCUGUUUCGACACGCAGGAGGAGCUGAUUUGGAUGGGCAACCAGGGUGGUCACGUCACGUCCUACUUCGGUAGUGCAAUGCAAAAGUACACCUCCUUUCAGGUGUCGAACGAAGUCGUCCGGCAGAUAUUGACGAUUGAUGCGGGCAUACUGGCGCUCACGCCAACCUGCCUAAGACACCAGAUCCGGCGCGGUAUACCGAAGUUUACGUUUCGCUCGGAACGGAUGGUCGACAUGGUGUGUAUGAUUGAGCAUGCACCGGCCCGUCUACUGAUGGGCGGCCAUCAGAGUGAUCUGAUCGAACUGGAUCUUGGGACGUUUACUGAGCUGACAAGCGUUGUCGCCGGAGUGAACGGGUGUGCUAUCUUGCGGCGCCAUUCCCGGUAUCUGUGCGCUGGCGAUGCUUACGGCAAGGUGACCCUACUCGAUCCAAACACCCUGUCGAUCGAGCACGAACUUCCAACCCAUUCCGGCAGUUUAUCAGAUUUUGACGUCCAAGGCAACUAUCUGAUUUCGUGCGGGCUAAGCGGUCGCCAGGGCAACCUUACGAUGGAUCGCUUUUUGAUGGUGUACGAUAUGCGCAUGCUGCGAUUGGUAUCUCCGAUACAGGUGCUCGUCGAACCGCAGUUAAUGCGUUUCCUUCCGUCGCACUAUUCCCGGCUAGCUGUGGUCUCGCCGCACGGACAACUACAGCUUGUGGAUACGGUCGAGCUGAGCGAACCACGGGUGUGCAUGUUCCAGAUCAAUACCAGCGGUUCUCAGUGCCUUUCGUUUGAUAUCAGCUCCACCAGCCAGGCGAUGGCGUUCGGUGAUCAAUCCGGUCACAUAAAUCUGAUAUCGGGAGCCAAAAUCAACACGCCAACGCUGCAGUUUAAUCCGUACUCGCGGGACACCGAGUUUGCGGACACGAUCGAACCGGCGACACCCUUCGUACCGAUUACGGACACAAACUUUCCACUGUCCUCGGUACUAUUGCCCCACCUAACUACCGGUGAGCGAUGGUUAAGCGAUUGGCCACCGUGGAUGAAUACGUACGAACAUUGGCGAGCGAAGCCGAUCGAUCCGGUCGUUAUCGGUACGAUGAAGAUGCAGGGACCUAUAGGGUACGCACCCAACCCAAGGAUGGGUCUGCGAAAUCAAAUCCCCUACCUGUUGGAUGGCUCGAAUGGAACAUUGGCAGCUGGAUCAGUGGCUGGAUCGGCCGCACACGGUACCUCGUCCACCAAGGGUGGUAACGGUUCGGAACAGCAAGGCAUCAAACUGGUCCCACGCCGCUAUCGUAAGGUGGAGGUCAAGUACACCAAGCUCGGCACUCAAGAUUUUGACUUUGAGCAUUACAAUCAGACGGGUUUUGUUGGGCUCGAAGCAAACCUGCCCAAUGCGUAUUGUAACGCGAUGCUACAAGUGCUGUACUUCAUCAUUCCACUGCACAAAGCUAUCCGGGCGCACUGUUGCACGAAAGAGUUUUGCCUUUCCUGCGAACUAGGCUUUCUGUUCCACAUGCUCAACGUUGGCAGUUCCAGCUCACCCUGCCAGGCAAGCAACUUCCUGCGCUCCUUCCGUACCGUCCCGGAAGCUGCCGCCCUGGGGCUAAUUCUAUCAUCCAACAGUGCGAAUGUGAAUUUGAUCAGCCUCAUUCAAAACUGGAAUCGAUUCGUACUGCACCAGAUCCACUACGAGCUGGUUGAUGCGAUGAAGAAAAAUGAAACGAUGCAUUUUUACGAGCACGGCCAGCAACCGCAACAUCACGGCAUCACGCUCGAGCAGGACAGUGUCCAAAAGUUUCAAAUUUUCAACCUUGGCAGCGGGAAAUCAACGGCCUCAACUAAUCCCCCAACAGCGACCGGAAGUGCGGUGCAGGAAGAUUCGGAAAUUGGCCGACUGUUUGGCACGCAGCAGCAAACGACACACCGAUGCAACAAAUGCAACACAACCCGCGUCAAGGACAGUGUACUGCUCGUGUGCACCUUACUCUAUCCGACCGCCACGACCAACAACGUGGAAGGCACAUUUGGUACAAUUUUAAAACACUCUCUCGGGGUGGAAAAAACAACCCCGGCCUGGUGCGAAACGUGUAACAAGUUUACACCGACGAAUCAAAAGUCACGCGUCACCGAUCUGCCGGCGAUACUUUCCAUCAACUGUGGGCUGUACAAGGAGAAGGAACUGGAAUACCUAAAGCGUCAAAUGUCACGUACGACCGGUGCACAAUCUUCGCCCAGUCCAUCCGGGCCGAGUACGGCGACCGUGUCCGGCGCAGCCACCGAUCAGUCAACGGCUACAUUUAACGGAUCCGGUACGGGCACCAAGAUGUGCCGGUAUGGUACGAACUGUUCGCGGGUCGAUUGUCAUUUUGCUCAUCCAAGGAAAUCGUCGCCUUGCGUCAUAUCGGCUGCAUCGUCCACAUCUACCUCGGCUGCCGCAACGCACGGUAUGCAAAAGUCUUGGUUUCCGCUAAGCUUCCAGAUGUCACUCGACGAGCAGCAGAACCUCGACAUUAGCUCGUUACGUACCGCCUCAAAUGGAGAGCCUGUAUUUCCGAACGCCGCCACUGAACCGGGAACGACGCUGGAAUCAGAAGUCAAGGAGGAAAAUCCCACGAAUGACCAUCCAGAAGAUUCGGCAUCGGGGCAAAAAAUCAGCAAAACCUACAACCUAUCGGCCGUGGUUUGCUACAUCAAUGAUGGUUCGCAGCACAAUCUUGUAUCACUGAUCCACGUCCCGGCAUGCUACCAGGAACUAAAACAACCAGGCGAUUCCAACCCAAUGGGUGGUUGGUACAUUUUCAAUGAUUUUAGCAUUUCUCCGGUACCGGUACAGGAAGCGGUGUGGUUCACCCUAGACUGGAAAGUCCCAUGCGUUCUAUUCUACACCAGCAGCGCUUUGGCCGAAGAGCAGUGUCGUUUAGGGUUGGAUUUAAGUAACGAACCUCUCACACACUACGUUAAUCCCUUCACGACUGAUCUGUACGAAGAGGAAGGUGCAGAUGAUGGUAGUGGCCGUACGCCGGAAGACGUUGGCACCGAUGCGAUCGGUAAAGGGGACGAACCUAGCGAACAUCACCAUCACCCGGACGGCAACGAUACGGAACCGAGCAUCCUGUUUAAACCUCUCGGACGCAACGAACAUUUCCAGCCCGGCGAUCUGGUCGCAAUGGAUGCCGAAUUCGUUACGCUCAAUCCGGAGGAAAGUGAGAUACGUUCGGAUGGAAAAAUGUCUACCGUCAAACCGAGCCAUAUGAGCGUUGCCCGCAUCACGUGCAUUCGUGGACAGGGCGAGUAUGAAGGUGUACCGUUUAUGGACGAUUACAUCUCCACCCAGGAGCAGGUCGUAGACUAUUUGACCAAAUUUUCCGGCAUCCAACCGGGCGAUCUGGAUGCGAACUUUAGCAACAAACGGUUAACGACGCUUAAGAAUUCGUACCAGAAGUUGCGCUUUCUCGUCGACAGUGGGGUAAAGUUUGUUGGGCACGGACUGAGGAACGAUUUUCGCGUCAUCAACAUCAUCGUACCGCCGGCACAGGUGGUCGAUACGGUGCAUCUGUUCCAUCUGCCCCACCAUCGGAUGGUAUCGCUGCGCUUUUUGGCCUGGCAGUUUCUUGGCAUUAAAAUACAGUCGGAAACGCACGAUUCGAUCGAGGACGCACGGACGGCACUGCAUCUGUACAAACACUAUCUGCGGCUGAUGGAAAAGGACGAACUUUCGCACGCACUUUCAACGCUGUACGAAACGGGCAAAAAGUUGCAGUGGAAGGUGCCGGACUAA